Messenger RNA from Boleophthalmus pectinirostris (great blue-spotted mudskipper), 3373 nucleotides. RefSeq names its product selenoprotein I (gene selenoi). Gene Ontology annotation, cellular component: endoplasmic reticulum membrane; Golgi apparatus. NCBI's taxonomy places the organism in Eukaryota, Metazoa, Chordata, Actinopteri, Gobiiformes, Gobiidae. The record is from RefSeq and is a predicted model, not a curated record. Gene Ontology annotation, molecular function: ethanolaminephosphotransferase activity. Gene Ontology annotation, biological process: phosphatidylethanolamine biosynthetic process. The transcript is spliced from 10 exons.
CCCUUUAAUAAAUUCAUUUUCAUUUACAUUAUAGUAGCUGCUUCUACAAUCUCAAGAUGGCCGCCGCAGUAGCUAAGGAAACGGAAUGCAGCGCUCUCUAGCUUGCCUUGAGCCUCAUCGUUUCCUCAGCCGGCGUGAACCUUCUACAGCGGCUAAGCUACAUAGAUGGUGCUCGCACUUGGCAGCUAGCAGUGGGCGAUCGAGUGUCUAAAGCGAGAUAAAACACACGUUUAUAGUCUGAAGAGCCAUCGGGCAUCAACAUGGUUCUGUACAAUUAUGUCACUCAGGAGCAACUUGCGGGUUUCGAUAAAUACAAGUACAGCGCCGUGGACACAAACCCUCUGUCUGUUUAUGUCAUGCACCCGUUCUGGAACUGUGUAGUGAAGUUUUUACCCACAUGGCUGGCUCCAAACCUCAUCACGUUCACCGGGUUCAUGCUCCUCGUCCUGAACUUCGUCAUGUUGUCCUACUUUGACUUUGAUUUCACAGCGUCUUCUGCCGGACAUGUGCACGUUCCCAGCUGGGUCUGGGUGGCUGCAGGCAUUUUUAACUUCUUGGCCUACACUCUGGACGGUGUGGAUGGAAAACAAGCUCGACGAACCAACUCCUCCACGCCACUGGGGGAGCUGUUCGACCACGGCCUGGACAGCUGGACCUGCGUGUUCUUCGUAGCGACGGUCUACUCCAUAUUUGGGCGUGGCGAGAGCGGAGUGGGCGUGGUCACUCUGUACUACAUCCUCUGGGUGGUGCUGUUCUCCUUCAUUCUGUCCCAUUGGGAGAAGUACAACACCGGGAUCCUGUUUCUGCCCUGGGGCUACGACAUGAGCCUAGUGACGAUCUCGCUGGUGUACCUGGUGACUGCGGUGGUCGGCGUGGAAACGUGGUACCAGCCCAUGCUGUUUCACUUCCUGUACAGAGACCUGUUCACCUUCAUGAUCAUCGCUUGCUCUUUCACUGUGACAUUGCCCAUGAGCCUCUAUAAUAUCCUCAAAGCUUACAGAAACAACACGCUUAAACACAGCAGUCUGUAUGAGGCCCUGCUGCCCUUCCUCUCCCCUGUCCUCCUCUUCUUCCUCUCCACCAUCUGGGUGCUGUUCUCUCCAUCCGACAUCCUGAACCUCCAGCCCAGGAUCUUCUACCUCAUGGUGGGCACAGCCUUCGCCAACCUCACAUGUAAGCUGAUUGUGUGUCAGAUGAGUAACACGCGGUGCCAGCCUCUGAACUGGCUGCUGUUGCCCAUGGUGACCGUGGUGGUGGUGGCUGUGACCGGAGUCUUCCCCAACGAGACCCUGCUCCUGUUUCUAUGGACCACCGCCGUCAUCCUGGCGCACAUACACUACGGAGUCUCUGUGGUUCAGCAGUUGAGCGGUCAUUUCAACAUCUUUGCUUUCUCGCUCAAAAAGCCGAGCAGUGACUGACAGGAGGAGGAGCGAAUCGGCUUGAAAGGAGCAGAGGUCUAAGCCCCUCCCUCCUGGGUUUACCGACACUUCACUCUCAUCACCACGGAAACCGCAUCCCCUCCCUCCAUCCAUGAGGAAACUACGAGUGGACUGGACCAUGGCCCUUAUCCACUGUCCCCACGCACACACACACACACACACGCAAACACACACACAUAUAUGACAUCACAUAUACACACUUUAUAUAAAGUACAUGGACCUGGCGGUGGGCGGGACUAGGGGCUCCGGCUUCCGUCUCUGGUGAUUGGCAGCUCGGUUCAGCCAAAGAGGUGCAUUCUGUUUCCUAAGGAAAUGUGCUUCAGUCGAGAGGACAAGGAGCCCGGACAAGCCAUGACACGCACGCACACACACACACACGCACACACACGCACACACACACACACACACGCACACAAACGCUACAUACGCACACACACACUACUCAAACAGAGCUGUGGGAACGCUAUUGCAGCUGAGAACUGGGGUUUUUGAGUCAUUUCUACUGCAGCUCCGUUAAAUAGAAGUUCAUUGUGUUCAAAUGACCUCAGUACAAGUUAGGGUGACCACCUCAGAGCGUAGAACAGAGGGACAGACUUGGGAAAUUUAAGAUCAUCAUAGAGUUUGUUUUAAUCAUAACACACAGAGAGAUUGAAAGACCUGUAGCCAACCUAACCGAGAGAGCCACAGUGGGGCCUGACCAAACCUAUAAAGAUCUGGAGAUAAGUAACUUAGCGUGACCACUGUUCUUGACAAGAUGGAGCAAAUGCACAAAUGUUCCUACAAUAAAUGAAGUGUACCUUAACCCUAGUAGAUGUUGUAACUAUAGACUGUAUAUAUAAAUGGACCUAGCUAACUCACUAGCUCCCAUGUUUCAAGUAAGAAGUGAACAUGGGGGCGCUUCCGGCUCCAUCGGCUCCAAUUGACUUUACAUUGAAAAACUCUCACCUUUCUUUGUAACUGCUGCUGUGAGCCUUGUCAUUUUGGUCUUAAAAUAAUCAUAUUAACCCGCUCUACAUGAUCCUGAUGUUUUCAUUUUUCACAGUUUUGUCUGUAAAUAAAUUCCUAUUCCUAAUAUAAACCGUUCUACAAAUUUGCUCCUAUAACUGCAGGCCUGGUGAGUUUCAUUUGACUGGAACCGAAUGAUAUAGUUGAUGUCACACUCCAUUUGUCCAUUUCUUUAUACAGUCAUUGGUUGCAUUUUACAUAUUAAAUACUCCCAAAAAGUUUUGCAUACUUUGGGAGGACAAAAAUAUGAUCAUAUAUUUAAAUCUCACUUUUUAGAUUUCAUGUAGCAUCUGUGAAUAAGUGAGACAAGAGGGUUAGGUGGUCACCCAUGUACAAAAAGGCUAUAGACUUCCAUGUUUUCUUGAGUAAAAAAUAAUCUAAAUAACACCUUAACUUUACAUGUGUUAAAACUUAAAAUAAAACUACCACAGAUGCACUGCCUUGAGUAGAACAUGUUUAAGAGCUGAAAUAAUCUGUCUGGAUAACGACUUCCAAUGUGCAGGUUUAGUUUCAUAAUAAUCUACCUCAGUUGCCGUGAACGAGCCCUGAAAACCCUGCAGAAGUUAAAGCUACAUCUUUUAAACCACAGUGCCCUGAGUCUUACAUUGUACUGUAGUCCAGAAUGGCUGCUGCUGCCUUUUUGUAAAUAUAUACUAACAGAUAAAGAAUAUUAGAUGAGUGAAGUUACAGUAUAUUAGGUAACACAUAUUAAUAAUUAUACUGACAUGAUCCUUAAUAAAGCAUGAACAAAGACUUAAUUCAUAAUAAACAAAUAUCGGUUUAUGAAGAUCACUUACCUUAUGCAUUCAGAGAGUCUUAAAGGGAUAGUUCAGAAUUUUGGACAUAGGCCUCAUUUCCUAGUGAGCCAGAGUACUGUAGACGUGUGGAGAUACUUUUUGAAAUAUUCCAUCCAGUCCUUUUCUUUGCAA